GGCUGGCUGAGCGAUUGAGCGAGGCGGCAAGGCAGGCGGCGGUGGCGGCCUUCGCGUGUGAGGUACUCAUCGCCCUUCGUCUCUCUCUCUCCCCCACUCAUCGCCACAGCCUUCUCGUCGUCGUCGUCUUCUUGUCAACACGAAGCGGUCCGCCUCCCUCUGCCACCCGCUCUGCUCGACACGGCUUGACAGAAGGGAGUCUACCAUGGCGGAGGCGGUGGAGGAUGGGUUUCGCCUGAAGAACGUCCAAAUGAUGCCCGAGCUGCUGGGAGAGCUGUGUGAGCUCCGUCAGACGGGCUCCUUCUGCGACGUCGUCGUGGAGGUGCAGAGCCGGCGCUACCUGGCCCACAAGGCCGUGCUGAGCAGCACCUGCAGAUACUUCCGGACCGUUCUCUUCAAUGCUCCCUGUAGCAGCCUGGGUCCAUUUGUGUUGGACUUUGUGGGGGUGGUGGCCUUUGAGAAGGUCCUCGACUUCCUGUACCGCGGGGACGUGUUGGUCGGCCGGGGUGACGUGCGCGAACUCUACAGUGCGGCGCAGAACCUAGGCCUCGAGUCGCUCGAGCUGAUCAUCCAGCCCAUCCUGGAAACGCUCGACGAUGUGGACGAGAUCGCAAAUGGUACCAGCACCUCCUUCGAUGAUGAUGUGCAACAGGAGCGAUACACUGCAGACGUCAGGGAGCUGGUUCAGCUGAAAAAGAGAACCGAGAGCGCAAACUUCAAAGACAGGAAAGCGCGGGUGAGCUGCGAUGUAAAAACUGAGCGCGUUAACAAUACACAGUGUCUCCAGGAGCGAUAUGCAGGUCACGAGUCGGCCAUUGAGGGCUGCGGAAAUGAAAAGGACCUGUUUCCCACCUUGGGUCCGAGAUUUUUGAGUGGUUCCGAUGACAGCCAGGGUAGGUGUAGGAGAAACUCUGAGCAGCAGUCCAUUAUCGGAUUUCACAAUGGGAGCUCCGGAGAUCAGGUCAGAACUGACGGAAUCUCGCACGGGUCCACAGAGGAUGAAAAUGGACAGCUGCCCCUCCCCAUGAUAGAGGUAAAACAAGAGCUGGAUGACGAGAGUAAUAUGUGUUCCUACGACACUGCCGACAUUGUUGGUAGCCAAGGAAUGCACGCGAAAGAAGACAAGAUUGAGAUUUUGCAGAAUGAACAAGAUUAUAACGUUAUUGGAGUGGAAGGAAAGUACAUGCCAACGGCGUUAAUGACGGCCUCAGGCUUGAAAAACGAAACGCCUGAGGAAGGAUCAGUUGUUGACUCUCCAAAGGCGUACGGGUACGUGCAGUGCCAGAUCUGCGGAGAGACCCUGGAAGAGAACAUGUCCUCUCUGCGUGAGCAUGCAACGAUGCAUGUCGAUCGCGAGACUCUCGAGUGCAGGGUGUGCAGGCGCAAGUUCAGCCUCUUCAACAGGGCCGUGGAGCAUAUCCUGUCCCACGCCGGCAUCACGGUCCUCUCCUGCAAUGACUGCGGUAAGAAGCUGCUUUCCCCCGCGCGGCUCAGCCUGCACUACAAGAACUGCAAGAUGCGUAAAUCGUACGCCGGUCGGCAGAACGCCUGGCAGCGCCAGCAGCCUCCGCAGCAGACGUCUGACGGGAUAGCGGACACCUCGGACGAUGGUUACGGCUCCAUGCCGUGCCAGGUGUGCGGCAUGGCCGUGCCCAAGAAGAUGGCGGUGGUGCGGAGGCACGCGCGGCUGCACGUGGACAUGGAGAAGCUGGUGUGCAAGGUGUGCGGCCUGCAGACAACGUCGAGCGGAAACCUAGUGAAGCACACGCUGCUUCACAUCGGCGUGUUCAUCCACGAGUGCAGCGUGUGUGGCAAGGGCUUCCCUUUCCAGAGCCUGCUACAGCAGCACCAGCGGCGCAUGUGCAUGGUGCAGGAGGCGGUGUCUACGCCGGACGCGCCGGGGCCGGAGUCCGGCUCGUUUGCUGGAAACCCCCAGGUGGCGGAGGCCGUGCACUUUUACCUGCAGUCAGGAUCAUUCCAGUCGUCUGCGCCGGUGGAAGGCGAAAAUAGUUUCCAGACGUAAACGCGUAUUUACGUGUGGCACAAACCAACGAGGGUUUCGUGUGUCUUAGUGUUUCUUAUGCGUGUAAUUUGUAUUAUUAUUUUGAAAUGUUCAUAAAAUAAAAUAAGCUGUUAAUUAUAUUGAUGAUGCUUAUAGGUAUCGUUUUCAUAUUUUGACAUUUUUGAACUCUUAAUCUCGCAUAAGUGCUUUUGUUCAGCGUAUGUAUUGCGUGCUUUACAAACACUGUUGCAUAUUACAUUUGCAAACACCUCGUCAAUGGACCAAUUGACAUACAGCCCAUGUCUAUGAUAACUGCAUAAGUAAGUUAUAUAUUUCCCUUUGUCCCCUUUUUUUCAAUCCUUUUUAUUUAUUAUUUUUAACAUUCUGCAUUCCAAUAAUUCCACGUUCAUCAAUUAAAUGAUGUUGUGCGUAUAAACCUUUACAUAAAAUCCAUCCCGUUGAAAAGUAAGGGAUUGUACAGCUGAAACAUUCUGACAAUUGUGCCAAACUAAAGACACGUGUCAACAUUUGAGAGAGCUUGUGCAUGUUUGUAAUAUGCUGUAUUUGUGCUUUGCUGGUGUUGCAGGACUAUUUUUUAAAAAUACACAGCAUUGUCUACCUUUAUAAUAACAUUCAACUUUCACGUAGGGAAUUUUAAACACGUGCAUCCGUAUGUUUCUUUAUUCCUUUUUUGGUGCAUUCACAAAAUGUAAUGAUCAGGUCUCAAGGGUAUACUGGGCUCUUAACCUGAAAAAAAACUCUUGGUCCCCAUAUCGGUAGGUCUGGAUUGCAACUGUCCACAAUGAUCCAUAUGUUAUUGGGCAGAUGUCGUCACUGACUGUUGGUUAUUUCAACUUGGGUCUAAUGGGCUCCCUGGGCUUUUGGUCGCAAACUAAUGCUCAUCGGCAAGGAGCCUUGAAGCUGUUACGACGAACCUCCCGAAUACCCUGUCCCUUGUGCCAUGGUUGCUGCAUGGUAAAAAAAUAUUUUGCAGGCAUGGUAAAAAAACAAUUGUUCUUACCUCUCCUUGUUUAAAAAUAAGUGGUGUCUUGCAAGAUGAUUACAGAGGUACAGAUACAUUGGACUAAACCCUUAGGCAAAAUCCCUGCUCAGCAGAGCCUCCUGCGCCUGUAACCUUGGGGAGUCUUUAGUUGUAAUUCUGCAGAAGAAAUUCAUUCUUGGAAGUCACUCCAUUAUCAACUGCUGGCUUUCACAUCACGUGUGCUGUGAAUAAUCUCCUCCGUAUACUUUCUUUUUGUCCAAAGUGUGUUAUUUUUGGCUUUAUACCCUUCGUGGUUUUCCCAUUUGCAAGUACCUCGUGGUUAGUGUUGGCGAGUCAUGUCGCCAGUUAAUAAAUACAAUUUUCUUAAAGGCCUAUGACCAAAUCUCUCGGAAAUUCCCAGAUCUGGGAAGCUAAUCAUGCCUGAUGCUUUGAUGGGUGGCCACAUGCACAAUGGUUUAUUGACUGGGACGACAUAGCAAGCAGCAGAGGGUUGUGCAAGAGCCAAUGCUGUGCUGUACUGCUAUGCUCCCGGGUCUACAAUCCCUUGCCUUCAUAAUAUACAUAAUAUAGGUUUUUGGGUCAGAUCGCGAUAUUUAUAAAUGUGUCGUAACCCUCCACCACCCGACACGGCCAAACAGUAAAAAAUGUGUCACGUUUUCAUUAACUCGCACCGACCAGUCCAGUGGGAUUCUGGUAAAAUAUCCUCCAUGACAUUGACGGAUAAAGAGAGGCCCUCCUUCAGCAGUAUAUUGGGGAAAAAAGGGCUGUACAUGUAUGUUAUCAGAUGUAACGGAACUAGCAACACAAGUACAACUUUUUGUCUUUUGUUACAUAAAAGGCGUGUUGACAAAUGCGCUGACGUUCGAUGAACACUUUCCACAGAACCCCAUCACAGUUUUCACUAAAACGAAAGACAUGUUGCUUUGUUUAUUUCCUUUGUGCUCUAUAUCCUUAAAGGGCCACUUACCGAACACUGGGAUGGUUUUGUCGUACUGUCUUGCUGUAGUUGAUGGAAAGUGGUUCACUGGUUUUUCUCCAUUACUCAAUGGCCACUGUUUGGUGUGAAUUGACAUGGAUUUCAUGUUUGCUACGGGCAGCGUCUGUACCCUGACCCCUUUUGCAACUUAAAAACGUUUUGCAACUGCUGAACACAACCAAAAAAGGUGUUUGUAAUUUUAAUAACUUAAGCAGCUGAGCAACUCCUUCAAGCUGGUAUCUUGUAUAUUCCAACCAGGGAACAUUUACUUCAUGUUCAUUAACUUACCAUAUAACAUGGACAGUUUUUGAGUAUUCCGUCCAAUGUAAAAAUAUGGUGCACAAUUUGUGUUAUGUUUUAUAAUCAAAACAUGGUUAUAUAAUUCUAUGGCAAAAUUAUUCUGCAACAAGCUUUUAACAAAUCUGGGCUUAGGUGAUGGCGAUUGGGUUAAAGUUUGCAUUGUCACGUUUUGAAUUGGAAGUCUUGUUAAUUAUUUUGUAAUAAACGUGUAAAAAAUGUAUGUAAGCGAUUUUUGUAACACUCCUAUAAUUAUGCUGAAUCUCACAUCCUUUGGUAAUGGUCCCGGUUUCAACAAUUAACAUUCUGCCAAUUGUGCUCUAUACUUGCCAGUUAUAUUUACCUUUUUGUUCUACGAAAAUAGCGCAUGGUUUCUCCUUCGCUAACCAUCCACUUUUACAGCUUCUUUUUCAUUAAAACUGUUUCUUUUCUUUGACUGCAACAUAAAAUAAAAGUGUAACAAUUGAGAGCAUUGGAUUUUUACUCAUGAGGAGGGUCAAAUGUACCUUUUGGUGUGCAGUGGUUAAAUAGGAAGUUAAGGUAACUCGUUGUGUUUUAAGAAAUGCAUUUAUGAAUACAUAAGUCAUUACAAGUGCAUAAAACUGAGGCUCUUUUGGGAGGGAUGGAUGAAGUCUUCCCAAAUGGACAGGCGCUUUCCAUGGCUUAUUUAUUCCAUUGUGACUGAUCGGGUAGCAUAUGUCUUAUACACCCCUAUCCUGCCCCCAGUUUUCCAAUGCAAGUAAUGGCUGUGUUGCAUGCAUAUAUACAUGCACAUAUAUGUAGCGAUACACAUGUGCUAACACGGUUCUUGAAAGUGAGACUCAACUAUUGCAGCGCAACAGAUGUGUCCUUUAAUCCACGCAAUUGGCCCAUCUCGGCAAACAGCGCUCAGUGUCUUCAUUGCAGAAGCUCAAGGGUUGCCCUCUGCUCUCGCAGCAAGUGGAUAUUCUACCACUGGGACCUGUUGCAACGAAACGGCCCCAGCAGAGGGCUCUGUGGCAGCCCAAGAAUACUGAUGAUGCCUGUCAUGCCGACAACUUGCAGUGUGCUCGUUUGCUUAAAAUGUUGACAUGAGAGUGAAUGUUUCAUAUAUGGUGUAUAUUGUUAAAUAAUUCAUUGCAGAGUUCAGUGCCCACCUUCCUUGUAAGCUCACCCAAGCUAUUAUUUAAAGGAUAUAAAUAGAAAAGCUUGGAUGAACGACAUUUAAACCACUAAACACUUUUGUCAGAGAAAAUGAUUGCGUCUUUUUAGGCACGUUCUGUUCGAAGGAUGAUAAAUGUGCAAGUUUGCAUUGCUCGCCUUUUAAUCUGUUAACAAUUAUGACAUUUCAUUGCAUACUCUAAGGAUAAAGGCAAGGUGGGGGCUCGUGACCAGUAGGAGGCUGAUAUAUCUGAAAAUGUUAUGUUGAUAAUGGAAAUAUUUUCAGUGUGUAACUUCAUUUUUAGUUGUGGAUAGUUAAUUUUUUUGUUUUGGUUAUUUUUAACGCGCCAGACCAUACUUUUAAAAAUAACAACCUAAAGUAGAUAAAUGAAAAUAUGAAAAAACUUCAAUAAAUAUAUUAAAACAAUCUCUUUGGUUUGCAUCUGAUUUAUCUAGGGGAGUCUGCUGCGUUUACAGCUGAAUUGUUUUUGUAAUUAUCCUCUGGUUCUUUCGGCCGAAACGUCGUGUUUUAUUAUUUUGUUCUACCUACGUCAUUUUACCGAAAGAACCAGAGAGAGUAUGGAUUCCUGCAGUCACGAAAGCUUCAAAUCAAGAUUGUUUUUGUAAUUGUUUUAUUGGUGAAGCUUAAAAGAAGAGUUUUUAAUCGGUAUGUAUAACUGCUAUAACGUGGUUCACAAAUGCCAGGACACGCCGAUAAAAGGGAUGAUGCUCAAGAAUAAUGGAGUGGGCAGCCAAGGAAAGGAAAUGUGUCUGAGGAUGUCCAUCGAGGAAUUAGUGUGAAAUAAAGCUGGUUUGCAGAUGAU
Lethenteron reissneri (Far Eastern brook lamprey) is the source of this 6242-nucleotide messenger RNA. Its product is annotated as zinc finger and BTB domain-containing protein 39-like. Gene Ontology annotation, biological process: regulation of transcription by RNA polymerase II. The record is from RefSeq and is a predicted model, not a curated record. Gene Ontology annotation, cellular component: nucleus. NCBI's taxonomy places the organism in Eukaryota, Metazoa, Chordata, Hyperoartia, Petromyzontiformes, Petromyzontidae. Gene Ontology annotation, molecular function: DNA-binding transcription factor activity, RNA polymerase II-specific; protein binding.